AUGUCUUCCCCACGGCCGAUGGCCAUUGACGAUCUAGUCGCCUUGAGCGAUGCACAGCUCGGCGAGUUUAUGGAGAAGCACCGCCACCACGAUGGCUCGAUCCAGCUUCCUGUUGAUGGCUGGGACAGGUUGUCUAAAGAAGAGCGAGAGCGCCUUGCUGAGAGACUGCAAUCGAUCCAGCGAGCAUCGAUCAACCACGCUACAGCUGGUUCCCAUCAGCUUGACCUGGACAAACUCGACGCGCUUUUGCGAAAUACCUCUCCCCGACGCGAUUCCUUUUCACAAGAUCGACUGCCUCGGAGUGAAAGGCAAACUGAGUCGCCAGAAGAAACCCUUCUCGAGGUGUACCAGCGAAGAGAGACGAAAGCGUACAACGAUUUAAUCCGUGAUGGCGGUCGUGCACUAUACCCAAUUGACCUUUUAGAGUCGGUUUCACAGGACCCCCAUGCGUAUCGUGACAUGUUGCGCCCUUUCUGGCGGGGCUUUCGACACUGGAAAAUAUCAGAGAAUGACGAGCUGGACGAAGAACAAGUGUUUCAAAGACAAAGGCUUAGGUGGCAGAAUUUCCGCAUGUGGCAAGUUGUGAACAGACGGAUUGAAGACGAUAAGGACGAAAAAGACUUUCUGGAAUUCGCCGAGAGAGUAAAGCGUAAUUACAGGAAGGUGGGCUGGGAUAAGUAUGCGGACGAGCUUGAAGCUAAUCCGACACAAUUAAAGGAGCCAGGAGGAUUAUGGUAUUUCACUCAGAGACAUCGUGACUGGCAGCGACAACACCAGCGGGAGCGCGGAUGUGAGGGUAUAUUGGAUUACGAAAAAGCAAUGAAAGCGCGUCUAGCCCGACAUGGCUUUAAGCGAACAUUUCAUCUAGCAGAGGACCCAAAGCAGCAGGAUCAGCUGACGACAUGGAUUGAAUACCUAGGCUUUGAGUACUGGUGGCUUGACCGACAUACUGCAACGUUUGAGCGCCUUAAGCCAAUUCACGAUGAAGCUUGGGAGAAGCUGAAAAGAGAAGGGAUGGUCCAGGACGACGAGACUCCAGAAUUCGUCCGUACCGAGGAAUCAGCUUUAGGUUGUCAACGCGAUAUAGACGACGCAAGGGAGGCUUUACAAGAUGCAGAAUCUAAAGCAAAAAGGGUUUACCAGAAGACGCAACUAGACCCUAGUCGCCUUAGCAUUCCAGCGCAACAGCGUGCAGAAAUGCUGGUUAAGGCUAGGGAAAAUUUACAAGCGUCACAAAAAGAGCUCGACUUUCUUAUACAACGGAGUAACCAGAUCUGCCACUUCGUUGAAAGCACUGAAUUAUAUGUAGACGCUACGGAAGAUGUGGCCUACCUGACGAAUAUACUAGAAUGGGCUUUGGCAGAGCUAGACGCAAUCGACGCUGAGGUGACAGGUGCAACCUCGGACUGCAACUCCCGGAAGAGGAGGCAAGCACCAACUGAAGAUGUCGGCUUAGUGCAGUCAAACUCCAAGAGGCAGAGGCUAAACGGUCGCAAACAUGGUCCACAUCUAAGCAAUGAAGCAGUUGUUGAGGCACAUGGAAGAGUUUUACGCAGCCGAAGUCGUCCAUCAACGGACAUUAAUCGACAAUCUCGUCGAAGCCAUAGCCAUGACACGAAUGACACAUAUCCUGGCCAAAACGGACUGAUCCAACGGGCGGCGGAGCAAGUGCCUGAACCCGAGCCCGAACCUGUGACCCCAAAGGGUACUUCACGAAAGAGGAAAAGGGUCACAUUUAAAGAUGACCCCCUCGUGCAGUCGGGGCCCACAAGACUGAAGCCAAGCUCUCGGGGCCAGGGCGCAGCUGGCACGACGGGCAUGACUCAACGACUAGAUCAACAUCAGAAGGAACGAGACACAGGUUCCAGCGGCCGGGUGCCUGUGCGUAACGUGCCGUCUCAGCAAAUAACCCAAGGACUACGUCGCAGCUCUCGGCUUUGGGCCUUGCGUCCGGAACGAGGAAUUUCCUUAGCAGGAGGCGGAUCCCGCUUCCCCAGCGACCUAGGAAGCCGAUAUUUGCCAGUGGACAAGUUGUUAGAGAAGCGCGUUCGCAGGCGAGGACGUGGUCGCAUUACGGAGUACCUGGUCAAGUUCAGCGGCUCUGGCAGUUCGCCUAAUCUGUGGACAUCUGCCUGCGAACUUCCCCAUUGGGCCAUAAAAGAAUUUGAGCAGCUUUGUGGUGGUUGA
Metarhizium album ARSEF 1941 is the source of this 2187-nucleotide messenger RNA. RefSeq names its product Chromo domain-like protein. Bases 1 to 2187 code for a protein of 728 amino acids. The transcript has 2 exons. The record is from RefSeq and is a predicted model, not a curated record. Lineage: Eukaryota; Fungi; Ascomycota; Sordariomycetes; Hypocreales; Clavicipitaceae.